AUGGCUGGUCGGAGGAAUUCAGUAACAUCAUUUUGGAAAUCAUGGGAAGAGGUAUGGUCAUUCAUUUUAAUUUCCUGGCCUGUGGUGGUUUUCAUAAUCUUGGCCAUUAUCCGUCUCAAAUUCCCUCCAGAACCACAGCCAAACUGUUAUCUUGCCCCUCGAAACCUUCCCAGUGCAGGCUUCUUCCCAUUCCUGCAAACUGUGCUGUGUGAUUCAGAUGCCAGAUGUAAAGGCACACCAUAUGUACCAGAAGAUCUGCUGCCAAGACUUAAUGACAUCUCAUCCCUCAGACUUAAGCUGAGGAACUCAUCCAGUUUGGUGAGGGACAACCGAGCAUCAUCAUGGAGUGCAGAGGUUCCUAAAAGCAGGAAUGCUUCACUGGUUCUUAGGGAAUUGUUACCUCAUGAAGAAAAAGCCCUUCAGAAUAUUUCAUCACCAUCCAACUUGACUUCCAGCAUCAACACCUUCAGCCAAGUCCUUGAUUUUGGGAAGAACCAGACCCAGUAUUCAACUGCAGCAAAUCUCAAAGUCCUUCUGUGUGAGGUCUUGUCACAAUACAUAGCACGUCCUGGUCUCACUGAAGAGAAGAUGGCAGCCAAUAUCCACCAGAGGUUCUGCUUUACCCAGUCAUCACUCUUAGAGUCAUUAACCCAAGAGUUCAGAAGUCAGUUCUCUGAGGUGCAACACAACCCGCGGUACCGGGCGGCGUUUGUCAAGGAAAUGGUCUCGUUUCUGAGACUCGUCUCCCAAGUGCAGAGUGACGCCUCCCUGUGGCAUCUCCUUUUGCUGGCCCCAGAUGUCUUUCAGGGCAGCAUGCAACUGCAAGACAUCAUUGGUUUCUUUCAGAACACAAGCAGUGUUGUGCUGGAAGCUCAGAAUGUCUCUGGACUGCGUGUGACUGAUGAUAGAUUCAAACCUGUUCAGAAUGGGGUUACAGAUCCUCCAGAUUCCCUGAACUGCUUGGAGCAAGAUAAAGAAAAAAGUUUGGUGACCAGCUAUAUUUGUAAUCACUUUCACUGGAAAGACAAUCCAACUUUAGUAUCUGAAUUGGAGGAAGUUCUGAGAAAAAUAAAGUCACCAGAGAUUGGUGGAAAAGUCUCCAAGAGGUCCAUCCAUUCAGAUGAUUUAGAAGCCAUACAAAAGUCUCUACAUCAUUUAAAAGGCUUUGAGAAAAAAGUGAAUAGAAGUGAAUUAAAAAGCUUAAAUCUAUUCAGAAAUUUGAAGAAGGAAACAUUACAGAAAUUGUAUGCAAUUCUUGAGCUGGGAAUGAAUCCACACCAUGAUUAUGAAUUAAAGGAACCAUAUAAUAAGGAAAUAAUUGAUGAAAUCUAUAACUUCACAUCACUGCAAUUACAGAGUGACUUUAAUGAGACUUCCCUUUUAACUAUAAUGACCCAGUGGAAAGAAAUGGAGAGUCCUCUAAAAUUAGCUACAAUGGUUUGGAAUCUAGUUCUGUUAAGCAAUUCUAAUUUUAGUACAGCACAAACUAAGGAUGCUCUCAAAAUGUUGCUCUCCACUAGCGUGCCAGCGUUUCUGGAAGACUUAAGAGACCAUUUCAAUGGAUUGCAAGAAAUACAGUCUUUGUUUUCUGAUUAUCUGCUUAAGCCUGUGUCCUACAGAAGCUUUCCAGAGCAGCUCCUAGCUCUCCAGAAGAUGUUUUAUAUCAUGACAGACACCAGCAUAGGUUACCAGUACCUGCUGAUGCCAGUGUUUGAACUGAUGCGGAACGUAGAAAGCUCCAUGGGUGAAGCCUGGUGGGAUGAGCUGAAUGCCUAUUGGCGCCUUGGGGAACAACUGAGGUCAAUGAAGUGGAACAACACAGGCAUCAUAGCCUAUGGGCAGCUUUUAGAGGUGUUAAACAGCCAUUUAAAAAAGCUAAAUAAUAAUUCAGAUAGUUUCUUCAGCGAAGAAUUGGAUCGACUGUCAGAAUUUAUAACAGCUGUGUUCAAAGAGUUUGGGGAAAACUCUGAAGCAGCCAACAUCUCACUAGUGAUUCAAGCUGUACAAAAGACCUUGGACAUAUUAAAAGACUUACAGCUGAAUUAUAAUGUCAGGAAAUUAAAAUCCAUAGAUCUUUUAUUUAAUUUUGACAAUAAAACCUUUGAGAGCUUGUCUGAACUUCUGAGAGCAGGAAUGAAAAUCCUUCAUUAUACAAGUGCCAGUGAAGCUUCCAUUGAAGAAAUAAUUAACCCUGUCUAUAACCUAACACUGCUGCUGCUGCAGGAGUUCAGCCAGGCUUCCUUACAGGACAAUUCUUCACUACAGGCAAAAAUUUGGGAGGUCUUGCAAUUAGCCUUGAGUCCCCUCCUUGACAGCAACAGUUCCAGGACACUGCAGAACUGCUCUGCUCAGGAUGUGCUCCACAUAACACUUGAGAUGCUGUUUGAAAAUGACCCUCUAAGUGAAUCUGUCAGCAGAAGCCCCUGCAAAGCCCUCUUUGAUUCCAUGGGCAUGGAGGGUGGGACAAUGCACAAUGACACCUUCUCCAACAUGUUGCAGCUUGCCAUAACAAACCUGAAGCUGUCUCCAGAGUUUGCUGCUGUCUACAAGGACAGCAGUGUCAGCUUUUCCAAGGAGGUGUCGUGCAUCAUCCAGUCUCUGCAGUUUUCUCUGGGUUUCCUUUCCAAAUUAAGCCUUGUGUCUGAGGUGGAGAACUCUUGGAUAGCGGAGAAGGCAGGAGCUCUGAGUGUCCUCACAGAGGGGCUGCUGCAGAGCAAUGCUUCCUGCCCCAUCCCAGUGCAAGACGUGGCUGCUGUGCUUCCACCUCAGCUUUUGAAGAUGCUCAUUCCUUUUGUGCUGAAUGAAACAACACUGAACUCACUGAAUUUCUCUGAUAGCUCAACAGACUGGCCUAGGCUGCCUGUGUUUUCCCACCCAUUACCAGCUGUUUCCAUGAGGAACAGCAGUAUCUAUGAAUUGCUACAGGGGGGCAGAAAUGCUUCCAGCCAGCCUGAGUGGGGACAUUUCUUGCAGCUGUGGAAUGUCACUGGCAAGGUGUUGACCACCACAUGGAACUUAACAGAAGUGGAUCAAUAUGUGAAACUCCUGGAAAUGAUGAAGAAAGCUCUAAUUCUCCUGGACUUUGGGCCAGCUCCUGGAAAAACAUUAGUGCAUCAGAUCUUUCAUAAUUCUAGUGAAGGAAUAAGAUCCUCACACCUGAAUUAUUUGUAUAGGUCCUUAAAAGACUUCUUCAACUCAACUUCUACCACAAACAGCAUGCUGGAAUUUGAAAGAAUGUUUCAAGAAAUACUCCCACUGGAUGAGAUUGGUGGUGAACAAUUGUUCUACCCUAAUGCCUAUGGAGAAGAAAAUCAAGGUGUUCUACCUCUGGAUGCAAUGAUUUGGAAUCAGGUAAUUUUAAACAGGACUCAUUUUGAUAUGGAGAAAGCAUGGGAGAUUAUAAAAAUUCUUGCACUUCGUGCAGUCUCACCUGAAGACAUAGAAAAUGAACUCAGCACAAAUGAAAAAGUGUCAUCAUUAUUUUCUGCCUUCUUGUUGAGUCCUGUAACUCCUGAACAUCUUGCAGAACAGCUCUUGUCCAUUGGGCAGCUUCUUCCUGCCACGACCAAGGUGAAUACCAGUGAUCAUUAUCUGCUGGUCUCUUCUUUGUCUAAACUCAUGCAGGAACUCCAGAGUUCUCCUCAUGGAAGGCAGGGAAAUGAACUCAGUGCUUUCUGGCAGAUUGCUGAAGUACUCCAGUCCAUGAACUGGAAUAGUACAGACAGACUCACUUUCCAGUCACUUCUAGAGAUACUGAAAAAUCAGUUCAGCACCAUGAAAAAUGACUCUCUUCCUUUCAGCAAGGAGCUGAAACAGCUGGUAGACUUUGCAUCCUCCAUAUUAGAGCUAUAUGCUCAAGAAGACUCCAGAGGAACCAAUAUCUCCUUAUACUUGCAAGCCAUGCAAAGGAGUAUCUCAAUUUUAAAAGGUUUGCAGAAAAGUUACAGUAUCACUGAGCUUGAAACUAUCAACCAAUUAUUUGAUUCUUACAGUAAUUCUACCCAGAGACUGAUUGAAGUGUGGAGAGCAGGAAUGCAAGUCCUUCAUGACACCAACUUAAACAAAAUGUUUGAAGAAAAAAUGGACAUUGUCUAUAAUUUCUCACGUUUGUUGCUGCAGAAGGAGUUCAAUGAGUCUUCCUCACAGGGCAAUACUUCACUAGAGGCAAAAAUUUGGGAGGUCUUGCAAUUAGCCUUGAGUCCCCUCCUUGACAGCAACAGUUCCAGGACACUGCAGAACUGCUCUGCUCAGGAUGUGCUCCACAUAACACUUGAGAUGCUGUUUGAACAUGACCCUCUAAGUGAGUCUGUCAGCAGAAGCCCCUGCAAAGCCCUCUUUGAUUCCAUGGGCAUGCAGGGUGGGACAAUGCACAAUGACACCUUCUCCAACAUGUUGCAGCUUGCCAUAACAAACCUGAAGCUGUCUCCAGAGUUUGCUGCUGUCUACAAGGACAGCAGUGUCAGCUUUUCCAAGGAGGUGUCGUGCAUCAUCCAGUCUCUGCAGUUUUCUCUGGGUUUCCUUUCCAAAUUAAGCCUUGUGUCUGAGCUGGAGAACUCUUGGAUAGCGGAGAAGGCAGGAGCUCUGAGUGUCCUCACAGAGGGGCUGCUGCAGAGCAAUGCUUCCUGCCCCAUCCCAGUGCCAGAUGUGGCUGCUGUGCUUCCACCUCAGCUUUUGAAGAUGCUCAUUCCUUUUGUGCUGAAUGAAACAGCACUGAACUCCCUGAAUUUCUCUGACAGCUUAGCAGGCUGGAAUAACCUGUCCAUGCUUUUCAGUGUGGCACAGGAUGAGCUCCACCUGAAUGACCUGCUGCAGAGAGUCCAAGGUGUCUUCAACCUCACCACACAAUUUUUUUACUCCAGCAGCUGGGAUGUGGUUGACAGUUUGCUAAGCACCCAAAGGAACCUGACUGAAGUGGCUGCCUUUGCAAAGUUGUUGGAAGCAGUGGCAAACAGCUCUGCUGACAGUGUGUCAGCCCUAGAAAUCAUAGAAGCCAGUCACUACAUUCUCAGGAGGCUGAACUUACCUGAUCUCCUCGAUGAGUUCAAUAUAAGUUCCAGUUUGGCUUUCCUCUCCAACAAAACUGGUUUUGACAGGGUGCUUGAUAUUGUUGCUCAUCACUUCAUGGUCACUGCAGAAACCCUGUACAACAAGACCCUUCCUUGGACUCAGAGUGACCAGACUCUGUCACCAACCCUUUUGAUCACACGAUUUCUGUUUUUAGAAUUUGAAAACACCAUCUUACAGGUGACAGUGAAUAACAGCUAUAACCCUUACCUGAUGUGUUUAAUAAAUGCCACUGAAGCUGAAGACAGCACACUGACAGAAAAGAUCCUGCUGCUUUUGAAGCAAACUCAUCCGACAAAGAACCCUUUUAUGCAAAACAUUACCUCUGAGAAACAUUCAUCCAUACCAGAGCUCCUGAAGCUAAAGAUCUCACGCUUCCAGGAUCUGACAACACUUCUUUGUGACUAUGAGACCUUCAAGUCCAUGCAGCAUGUUUGCCAUCUCCCAAACAUUAGCUUUGGAGAACUGUGUGAACAAGGUCCAUCUCAGGAGCAGCUCCUCCAUGCUAUUGAACUGAGCAAUCAAGUCGUGACCAAUGUACUGAAUCACAGAAGAAUCUCCCAAGAGCUUCAAAAUAUACUGAUUGGGAAUGCCACAAACAUCUGGGCACAAGUGAAGUGGUUUCAGGAACAAGUACCAGAAAUGGCUGUCUUUCAAGAGAUCCCUCAAUAUAUGGCUACUUUGAAUUCCAUGUUGAACAUCACUGAGAAUUCAACAGAAUCUAGCAAGCAAGAAAAGCUAAGAGAUGUGUUUAAAAACGUGGACCAGCUAAGAGAGGAUCUCAAAAACACAACAGUAAUGUCCACAGCCAGUAUUGAGGCUCUUCUGGAAGCACCUCUCCCAGAAAACAGCAGCCAGCUCAUCUCUCAGCUCCUUCAGCUGGAGUCCUGCAGUGACCCUCCUGCUGACCUGCAGCUGCAAACAGUAGCAGAGGAGUUCUGCCACCUCCCUCACUCAGAGAGGGCUCGGGAGGUGUACGUCCUGGGGGUCACUCUGUUACAACACCUAGACAUCUACCACUUCUUAUACAAGAUGUUUUUUCCUAAGGAACUUCAGAAACCCGUGGACAAGAUGUUAGGCCUCCUGACAAAAAUGAAGUAUUUCAGACACCAGGUUGAAUCUGGGGUUGAUCCUUUGCUACAAGCUAUUCAUUCACUGAAGAAGCUCCGGCAGUCCAGAAAUGUGCCACUGACCAAGGCAUUGUCUAAGCCAAGCAACUUUAAGAUAACACAUGGUACAUUUAAAUCCAUGUCAAAAGUCCUCUGCAACCAGGAGAUCACACCUCUGUUUUUUGAGUCCUUGCUCCCAGGUUUUGGAGACCCUGUAAGCAACAGUUCUUCUGUGGAGGAUGUCUAUGUCCAAAAGAUGAUGAGGAAAUAUGGGAUUCCUCAUGAUUCCACACCAUUUUGCUUAUCCUUUUACCUGGACCUGGUCAAGACCCCAACUGGAGCUUUAAUUUGGUCUUUUUUGAAACCAAUGGUGCUUGGGAAGAUCCUUUAUACACCAGACACCAUAGAAACUCGAGCAAUCAUGGGAAAGUCUAAUGCAACCCUGGAGCAGAUGGCUGAUCUAGCCCUGAAGUCCCAGGAGUGGUUGGACAAGUCUCCUGUCAUCAUGAAUUCACUGACUAAGUUAAAUGAGACAGUUCCAAUGAUCAAGAACACCCUGCAGAAUCCCUUCGUGCAGGUUUUCAUCAAGCUGAUGGUGGAUUUGGAUGCAGCUGAACUGUUGAGUCAAAUAAAUGAACUGGAUGAUAUUCGGCUGGAAUUGCAGAACAACACUGACAUUGUUGACCAGCUCAAUACCUUAGCUACCCUUGCUGUCAACGUGUCCUCCUGCAUCUCCUUUAAUCGCAUCCGGGCAGUCAGAAACUUGGAGGAAAUGGAAGCACUGGCCAAAGAGCUCUUCCUGAAGAACGAGCUUUUUGCAAGUAUCAUUUUCAAGCUGCCUUCAAGCCCUAGUGGACGUUCAGCUGGUGGGGACUUGGCCCUCCCUCCUGUGCUCAACUACACCAUCCGAAUGAGCAGCAGGAUCACACAAACCACCAACAGAAUAAGGGAGCGCAUCUGGACCGUGGGCCCACACAACUCCACCUCCCAGAGCCAGAUCUACAGCCGAGCCUUUAUUUAUAUCCAGGACAGCAUUGAAAGAGCCAUUAUUGAACUACAGACUGGCAAGAAACCAGAGGAAAUAGCUGUUCAAGUCCAGGCCAUGCCUUAUCCCUGCUACAGUAAGGACAUGUUCUUAACCAGUGUGACCUACUCUCUUCCAUUUGCUCUGAUGGCUGCCUGGGUGCUGUUCAUAGCUGAUUUUGUUAAAACACUUGUUCAAGAGAAAGAUCUGAGGCUCUAUGAGUACAUGAAAAUGAUGGGUGUUAAUGCCAGCAGCCAUUUCAUUGCCUGGUUCAUAGAGUGUGCCAUCUUCCUGCUCAUCACUGUCACCUUCCUCAUCCUCGUUCUAAAAGUGGGUGACAUCCUUCCCAAAACAAACACAGUGCUCCUGUUCCUGUACCUGAUGGACUACAGCCUGUCCAUCAUAGCCAUGAGCUACUUCAUCAGUGUUUUCUUCAACAACACCAACAUUGCAGCCUUGGUGGGCAGUCUCGUGUACAUCCUCACCUUCUUCCCCUUCAUUGUGUUGCUUGUCAUUGAGAACCAUUUGAGCUUCUCUGUGAAAAGCCUGCUGAGUCUGUUGUCUCCAACUGCAUUCAGUUAUGCAAGUCAGUACAUUGCUCGGUAUGAGGCACAGGGCAUAGGUUUGCAGUGGGACAACAUGUAUAAGUCCCCAAUGAUUGGAGACAACACUUCCUUUGGCUGGAUGUGCUGGCUCAUUCUGAUAGACUCUUUCAUUUACUUCAUCCUAGGAUGGUAUAUAAGGAAUGUGUUCCCAGGUAGAUAUGGCAUGGCUGCUCCCUGGUACUUCCCAUUGCUUCCAUCUUACUGGGUUGAAUACAACAGUUACCUCCCUCUCUGGAAGGGGAAAUGCGGAGGCCUUCUCUUCACCAAGCUGAUGAUAAAGAAAGAUGUCACCCUCAACAACAAGAUAUGUGCCCCCCCUCCUCACCUGGAACCAGAGCCCACCGAUCUCGCCUUGGGAGUCUCCCUCUGUGGCAUAACAAAGGUUUAUGGAUCCAAAGCUGCAGUGGAAAACCUCAGCCUCAACUUCUAUGAAGGGAAUAUCACUUCCCUUCUGGGACACAACGGAGCUGGGAAAACGACAACCAUAUCUAUUUUGACUGGCUUGUUCCCUACAUCAUCAGGUACUAUCUUUGUGUAUGGCAAAGACAUCAGGACUGACCAAGAAGUUAUCAGGAAGAGCAUGGGGGUGUGUAUGCAGCACAACGUGCUCUUUAACUACCUGACCACAAAGGAACACCUGCUGCUCUAUGGCUACAUCAAAGUUCCUCACUGGAGUAACCAGGAGCUCUACCAAGAAGUGAAGAGGACUUUGAAGGAGACUGGACUGUACAGCCAUCGUCACAAGCUGGCUGGCUCCCUGUCUGGGGGGAUGAAGAGGAAGUUGUCUAUAGCUAUUGCUCUCCUGGGUGGGUCAAAGGUGGUGAUCCUAGAUGAACCAACCACAGGAGUGGAUCCGUGCUCUAGAAGAAGUAUUUGGGAAAUUAUCUCCAAGAAUAAAAAAGGCAGAACCAUCAUUCUCUCCACACAUCACUUGGAUGAAGCAGAAGUUCUGAGCGAUCGAAUCGCCUUCCUAGAGCAUGGAGGGCUCAAAUGUUGUGGUUCACCAUUCUACCUCAAGGAAACCUUUGGUGAUGGGUACCACCUGACACUCACCAAAAAAAAGAACAUGAUAGAAGAGUGUGACACCACAGCAGUGACCUCCUUGAUCCAGUCUCACCUUCCAGAGGCUUAUCUGAAGGAGGAUAUUGGUGGAGAGCUGGUGUACGUGCUGCCCCCCUUCAAGUCCACAGUCUCAGGGGCCUACCAGGGGCUUCUCAGGGCCCUGGAUUCCAGCCUGAGUGAUCUCCACCUUGGUUGCUAUGGGAUUUCCAACACAACUGUGGAAGAGGUGUUUCUCAACCUGACAAAAGAGCUAGGGAAGGACCAGCAGGAAGAUGCUGAGCUGCUCCAACAGCUGCCUGGAACCAGUGGUCCAACUGGCAGUGAUGGAAUGUCUGUGAGCACGGAUACCUUCACAGAAAGAGAUGACCAGCUCCUGAUCAGAUCGAAAAGCCUGCAGGGGUUGCCUUUGCUGCUUAAGAAGACAUCAGCUUUGUUCAUCAAGAGGUUCCACCAUACCCGGAGGGAUGUCAGAGGCUUCAUUGCUCAGGUCAUCCUCCCAGUCCUCUUUGUGAUGGCUGCAAUGGGACUUGGGACACUGAGAACUAAAGAGACUGAAUAUCCUGAGCUGGUCCUUUCUCCCUCUCUCUACGGCACAUCCGACCAGGCAGAUUUCUUUGGGAAUUUUAAUGAAACCACAGAUGCUUUAGUUGCUUCGAUGCUUGCUUUCCCUGGAACAGAUAACACAUGCAUGAAUGAAAGCAAUUCGCAGUGUUUAAAGGAGGACAUGCUGGGCCCAUGGAUUGCCAGUGGAAGCCAGAGAACUAAGUAUUCUGCCUGCAACUGCACAGAUGGCAUCCAGACAUGCCCACAGACCAACUACACCCCCCCCCACAGAAGGACCUUCUCCACGCGGACGCUUUACAACCUGUCAGGGCACGAUGUGGAGACCUACAUUCUGGCAACUACCAAAGACUUCCUGCAGAAACGGUAUGGUGGCUGGAGCUUUGGGCUGCCUCUGACAACAGAUCUGCAGUUUGAUAUCAGGCCAGUGCCUCCCAACAGGACCCUGACUAAGGUGUGGUAUAAUCCUGAGGGUUAUCACAGCCUUCCAGCCUAUCUCAAUAGCUUGAACAACUUCAUUCUUCGAGCUAACUUGCCAAAUAAUGAGACUUCCAGAUAUGGUAUUUUCUUAUCAGCUCACCCAUAUCCUGGAGGACAGAGUCAAGAGCAAGUAAUGCUCAACAGCUUACUCGACAUCAUUGUUUCCAUGUCUGUUUUGGUUGGCUACUCUAUCACAACAGCAAGCUUUGUGCUCUACGUGGUAAAAGAACACCAAACCAAGGCCAAACAACUGCAGCACAUUUCAGGCCUUGGGAUGAUGAGCUAUUGGGUGACUAACUUCAUUUAUGAUCUGGUACUUUUUAUGGUCCCUAUUGGACUCUCGAUAGGAGUUAUUUCAUCCUUCCAGAUACCAGCUUUCUGCAACAACAAUAACUUACUGGCAGUAUUUCUCCUGCUGUUACUGUUUGGAUAUGCAACAUUUUCGUGGAUGUACCUGCUGGCUGGGGUUUUCAAAGAAACAGGAAUGGCCUUCAUUGUUUAUGUCUGUGUCAACUUGUUCUUUGGCAUCAACACCAUCAUAACUCACUCAGUUGUAUUUCUGCUCUCCCAGGAAAAGGCCACAGAUCAGGGCUUGCAUGAUCUUGCUGAAAACUUAAGGCAUGCAUUCCUUCUGUUCCCCCAAUUUUGCUUUGGCUAUGGUUUGAUUGAACUCUCACAGGAUCAGGCACUUCUGGGCUUCUUGAAAGCUUACGGAGUGGACUACCCUGACAAAACCUUUAAGCUGGACAAGACCACAUCCAAGCUGGUUGCCAUGUUUAUCCAGGGCACUGUGUUUUUUGCCAUUCGUCUCACAGUUCAUGACAGGAUGAUUCAGAGAGCCUGGAACAAAAUACUUGAGUUCCUGUUUGACAGGGUGCAUGGCAAAGCAUCACUUCUGCCACCUGUGGCUGAAGAGGACGGGGACGUCCAGGCAGAGAGGAACCGGGUGGAGUCUGGCAAAGCUGACUUCGACGUGGUGCAGCUCCAGAACCUCACAAAGAUCUACCACCUUCCUCAGAAACGCAUCGUGGCUGUGAAAAACAUCAGCCUGGGGAUUCCUGCUGGAGAGUGCUUUGGCUUGCUUGGUGUGAACGGAGCUGGGAAGACAACCAUCUUUAAGAUGCUGACGGGUGAUAUCGGAGCAUCCAGCGGAAGGCUGAGGGUCCAGGGUCCUUCUGGGUCCCUGAAUGACAUUAGUGAGGCACACUGGUCCCUCUUUGGCUACUGUCCUCAAGAAGAUGCCUUGGAUGACUUGCUGACAGUGGAAGAGCACAUGUAUUACUAUGCUAGGCUCCAUGGCAUCCCAGAGAGAGCUAUCAAAGGGGUUGUGCUCCAGCUUCUCCACCGCCUGAACCUGAUGGCCUACAAAGACAGAGUCACCUCUAUGUGCAGUUAUGGCACCAACAGAAAAUUGUCCACUGCUCUGGCUCUCAUUGGGAAUCCAUCAAUUCUGCUGCUGGAUGAACCCAGCUCUGGCAUGGAUCCAAAUGCUAAACGUCACCUUUGGAAAAUCAUCAGUGAGGAAGUGCAGAACAAAUGCUCAGUGAUCCUCACAUCCCACAGCAUGGAAGAAUGUGAAGCCCUGUGUACCAGGCUGGCUAUUAUGGUGAACGGGAGCUUUCAGUGCAUUGGCUCUUUGCAGCACAUCAAGAGCAGGUUUGGAAGAGGGUUCACUGUAAAGAUGCACUUAAACAGCAGCACAGUUAGCACUGAGAUGCUGACAGAGUUCAUGAAGUCACACUUCCCAAACACGUGCCUGAAGGACCGGCACUUCAACAUGGUGGAGUAUCACGUUCCGGUCUCUGCAGGAGGGGUGGCCAACAUAUUUGAUCUCCUGGAAGCCAGCAAAGCAGCCUUCAAUAUCAGGCACUUCUCAGUGAGUCAAACAACCUUAGAGGAGGUUUUCAUCAACUUCGCCAAAGAUCAAGCAGAUCCUGAUGGGGUGGAUGCAGGUCCUGAUGUGACACUGGACAGCUCUGACACAAGUAGCCAAGAUAGCACCCUAAGCUCCAUCUACUGAAGGGACCCAGCCCCAGGGGAUCAUAGAAGCUGGGGAAAAGAUCUGGUGACCCCUCGGAGUCCUUUCAGCCCUGUUUGCUAUGAUUCUGGGGUGGCAGGGAUAAAAAGUCACAUUUUCUUAGAGUACUUUUUUGUUGUUGUUUUGAUAUACACUCAUUUUGUUACUAGGAACAUGGUAGGCAUUUAAGACUGGCAUUUGGUUACAAAUCAGAUUGGUCUUUCCACAGGUUCUUUUUGCCCUGCCCUCCUCCAAGUUCUUGUUUUAUGAUCACUUCAGUGCCUGUGAGGACUUUCUUGACACCACCUGCUGCUUGUGGCCAUUUGCUCCCAGCAGAAAUGGCCCUGAUGGAGCAGAGGAGCUGCCAGCAGUGCAGGGCUUUUGACAGAAAAAGCAACCCCACAGCUGCCCUCCCUGACAGCCCCCACGCCACUCCCUGCUCAGAAAAGAGACUUUCUGGGUGACCAUGAGAAAAUUGCUCUGUUUUGACAGGUUCUCCACCAGGGAAAGGGGGUUCAGGCCCUUGCCCUCCCUCCCAGGGGUGUUGUGAGGAUGCAGGUGUCAUGUACUGAGAUUCUCAUAUGCUGUUGGUGGGGGCCAUCUUUGGCAAUGACAUAAAGCUUAUCUGUGUGUGUGGGUUAUAUCAGUACAAAUAUAAUGAUUUUAAAAGUCA
This is a messenger RNA of Apus apus (common swift), 12595 nucleotides long. RefSeq names its product ATP binding cassette subfamily A member 12 (gene ABCA12). The record is from RefSeq and is a predicted model, not a curated record. Gene Ontology annotation, biological process: transmembrane transport; lipid transport. Gene Ontology annotation, cellular component: intracellular membrane-bounded organelle; membrane. NCBI's taxonomy places the organism in Eukaryota, Metazoa, Chordata, Aves, Apodiformes, Apodidae. Gene Ontology annotation, molecular function: ATP hydrolysis activity; ABC-type transporter activity; ATP binding.